UUCAUAUGGCUGGACUAGCCUGAUUUUUAUUUUUAUUGGAUGGGUUUUUAAAAUUGUGUUAUUUUAUAGGGGAGUAUGUUUUUUAACGUUUUGGGCAUUUAAAUUAGUUUUUUAAGGGUUGUUUUUAAAUUAUUGUGUGUAUUUAUAUUUUAUCUGCCUGUUCACCGCCCUGAGUCCUUCGGGAGAAGGGCGGUAUACAAAUUAAAAUAUUAUUAUUAUUAUUAUUAUUAUUAUUAUUAUUAUUAUUAUUAUUAUUAUUAUUUGCUACUUACAGAAGUAUCUGUUGCUUUAAAUGUCCUCGACUUACAAGAGUUCAUCUAGUGCAGGGGUCUCCAACCUUGGUCACUUUAAGACUUGUGGACUUCAACUCCCAGAGUUCCUCAGCCAGCUUUGCUGUUCUGUUCUGUUCCAUUCCAUUCCAUUCUUUUCAAAAAACUGCACAUACCCUUGUAGAAAUCAAGAAUGGCAUUUACAAAAUGGCAGCUUCCCUAAUGUGACAUGUUCUAAUUGUGUUGGAUUUUCAAGUUAGACUGUUUUAGUUGAAAGGUGGGGACUUUUAAGCCCAAAUAUUUGAAGUCCUUCAGGCUGGGAGAAGCUACGGUAUGUCAACAUUUUUUUUUUCUGGAUGUGCAUAUUUCAAAAUUAAGACCCACCUUUUUGUGCAAAGUAUUAUAUUGAUUAGUUCUUGGAAAAUCCAGAAUAUGUAAGUAAAAAUCUCUCAUCACUUCAUCUUGCUAAUUCUAGAAAUUGAAGUCCACAAGUCUUAAAGUGACCAAGGUUGGAGACCCCCUGAUCAAAUGACCCUUCAAAGUCACAAUGGUACUGAAAAAUGUGACUUACGACCAUUUUUCACAGUUACGACCUUUGCAGCAUCCCCGUGAUCAUGUGAUCAAAAUGCUUGGCUACCGGUUCAUCUUUAUGACCGUUGCUAUGUCCCUGGGUCACGUGAUUCCCUUUAGCGACCUUCUGAUAAGCAAAGUCAAUGGGGAAGCUGGAUUCUCUCCACAGCUGGGUUACUGGCUUAUCAACUGCAGUGAUUCACUUAAUAACUGUGGCAAAAAUGGUCAUAAAAUGGGGCAGAACUCACUUAACAAAUGUCUUGCUUGACCACAGAAAUUUAAACUGGGGUCGUACGUCGGGGACUGCCUGUAUUUCUGAAUGUUACGGUCGCUUGUUAAUUGCGUUCAGGGGGAAAUUCGUGUUUGAAAAUGGACGCUUCCUUUUAUUUCUUUCCAUUGCAUUUGGUGUAGUUGAUCUCUAAAAAUAUUGAAGCCCAGGCACUGGUUGCCACUGAUUCUUAGUUAGAAUAACACAGUUGGAAGGGACCUUCUAGGUCAUCUAGUCCAGCCCACUCGCCCAAGCAAGAGACCCUACGCCAUUUCUGACAGAUGGCAGUCCAGUCUCCUCUUGAAAGCUUCCAUUUGCUCCCACAACUUCUGGAGGCAACUUCUGUUCCAUUGGUUGAUUGCUCUCACGGUCAAAAAUUUUCUCCUUAUUUCCAGGUUGAAUCUCUCCAUGGUCAGUUUCCAUCCGUUAUUCCUUGUCUGGCCUUCGGGUGCCUUGGAAAAUAGCUUAACCCCCUCCUCUCUGUGGCAGCCCCUCAAAUAUUGGAAGACUGCUAUCCUGUCUCCCCUGGUCCUUCUCUUCACUAGAGCAGCCAUGCCCAGUUCCUGUAACCGUUCUUCAUAUGUUUUAGCCUCCAGUCCCUUAAUCAUCCUGGUUGCUGUUCUCUGCACUCUUUCUAGAGUCUCAGUAUCUUUUUUAUAAUGUGGUGACCAAAACUGAAUGCAAUAUUCCAAGUGUGGUCUUACUAGGGGCUUUAUAGAGUAGUCUUAGGCCCUCCCUUUAUCUUGAUUGUAUCCCUCUGUUAAUGCAACUUAGGCUCAUAUUUAAUUGGCUGUUCACUAAGAUUCCCAAGAUCCCCCUCCACAGUCACGGCUAUUAAGCCUGAUUUCUCCCAAUCUGUAUGUGUACUUUUGGUUUUUCGUGCCUGAGUGCAAAGACUUCACUUUUGUCUACAUCGAAUUUCAUUUUGUUAGUUCAUGUAAACAUCCUACACUCAGCUUUUAUCCCAUGAAAUGGCUGGGGGAUGGAAGUUUACUCCAACUGCUUUGGAAAGAAGGGCCUUGCUGAGCAGCUGGGGUUGGGGAAGAAGGGAGACGAGCCAUCUGCUUCACUCCAUUCCAUUUAAAUGCUGGUAAAGGUAAAGGUUCCCCUCACACAUUCGUGCUGGUCGUUGCCAACUCUAGGGGGCGGUGCUCAUCUCCGUUUCAAAGCCGAAGAGCCAGCGCUUUCCGAAGACGUCUCCGUGGUCAUGUGGCCGGCAUGACUCAACGCCAAAGGCGCACGGAACGCUGUUACCUUCCCACUAAAAGGUGGUCCCUAUUUUCCUACUUGCAUUUUUUACGUGCUUUUGAACUGCUAGGUUGGCAGAAGCUGAGACAAGUAACGGGAGCUCACCCCGUUAUUCAGCACUAGGGACUUGAACCACUGAGCUGCCGACCUUUCGAUCGACAAGCUCAGCUGUCUUAGCCCCUGAGCCACCGCGUCCCUUAAAUGUGGGUAACCAACUACAAAAAAAGAAAAGAAAAGAAAAGAAAAAAGCAGAAAACAAAAACCCAAAAACUAUAGAAGUGACGUAUCUGGCCAUUUUGUUUCUACGGAUGUCUUUUCUCUAUAUCAACUCAAGAGUGUGUUAUAUAGGUCUUCACACACUUCAACUCAGGACAGUUUUUAGCAUUAGCAUUAGAUCCUCCCAUGCUGUGUAGCAUUUCAGGCAGCAUGGGAUCUCUUGGGCAAAUCCAUGUGAUUCUCCCAAAGGAUUUUUUUUUCAAGAGGCAACUGGACUUUUCUUUGUUUUUCCUUGAAGACGUCUCACUUCUUAUGUGACGUUUCUGUCAGAAAUAAAGAAGCUUCUCGGAUGAGGGAAGCGAAACGUUUUCAAGGAUAAAAAAAAAGUCCAGUUGCAUCUUGAAAAAGCACCUUUGGGACAACCAAUGACCUGGAUGACUGAGAAUCUCCAUUAGAAUCUCCAAUGUGAAUGUUUAGAGCAGAAGUCUCCAACCUGGAUAACUUUCAGCCUGGCGGACUUCAACUCCCAGAAUUCCCCAGCCAGCUUUGCUGGCUGGGGGAUUCUGAGAGUUGAAGUCCGCCAGGCUGAAAGUUGCCCUGGUUGGAGACUCCUGGUUUUUACAGUCUUUAGGUCUUCCGUGAACAUCCUUUGCCAUGUAUUUUGAGAGUGUCAUCUUGGCCGUUUGGCAUCAGGGACGUCCAUCUCACUGCCAUCUUGGGGAUUCAGUUGUUUUCCAUGCGGAAAAUACGACCAGCGAGCUGGAGUCUCCUACGUGCGACGAUGUUAUGUAGUUUGCAAGAGAAACUGUUUUGGAGCACUUAGUUGUUAGGAACACGGUCAAAAUAGCGGAUUUUUAGGAUUCUUCUGCAAAGGCAUCUUAGUUGGAAGACAUCAUGUUGCUUGCUGAUGCCUUCCACAUCUCACCGACACAAGUCUCAGGACAACAGAAAAAAAUAAGCGUUGAAUAUAGAUACUAUUCACCGGAAGUGUGGAAAGUCAGCUUAGGGCUACUAUAUCUGGAUUGCAACAAUCCAAAUGGCAGUCAAGAGAUACAAAAAUCGGGCUGUUGGUUAAUAUUCAAACACAUUUCAGAUUUUUUUUCUGGUCCUCUAAUGACCCCGUAAUUAUUCGCAUAGUGGUGGAGUUGGGGUAACUGAAUGGAGCUGAGUUUACUGGCCGGAUGCCCUUCCUGUCACCACUGCGGAGUUCAGCAGCGGAUAUAUUAUCAUUGUGCCCAGAGAAAAAUAUCGGCCACUACCUAGGAUCGAACUCGCAGUCUCUUGAUUGUGGUGCCUCCCGCACCACCUCAUUUAAACACAUUUCAGAUACCGGUACAAAAAUCUCCAUACUAUGCUGUGCUUAGUGACCACGUGGGUUGUUGCAGGCCAAAACUCUACACAAUCAGGAAUGUUGAUGGUGAAAACAUCAAGGUCUUCCAGUAUUAAGUUGCUGUUUUUUUUCAUUUCUUCAAAUAUGGAAUGCAGCCUUUAUUCUCUAAAGCAGGGGUCUCCAACCUUGCCAACUUUAAGACUUGUGAACUUCAACUCCCAGAAUUCCUCAGCCAGCAAAGUCCACAAGUCUUAAAGUUGUCAAGGCUGAAGACCCCUGCUCUAAAGACUCUAAUAAAGAGUGAGCGGAGGAAGAGGGACAAGCUUGACUGAAGCAGAAUAGAACAGAACAUAAUUUCAUUACGGUCAUCGACCAGCAAUAGACAUACAAUAUAUUAAAAAAAAAUAUAAUGCAUUCAUAGCGGAUAAUAACAUCCUUGUUAAGAAAAUACAUGACCUCAAACCGUCACUCCCUAAUUUACGUGAGUGGAGAGCCGAUAUUGGCACAAGCUGAUAGCUAUAAUUCUGUAAGCGAUUUUUUUCUUGUGGCCAUUGCAGCGACACAAGAAUUUUGCCACUGCACGCGUGGUAGCCGGGUUUGAGUCCUGGAGAAGAAAGCCUACAUAAAAGUUGUCUGCCCUUUUGCGUUUCAGAAACAAUUGUUGAGUAAUGUACGGGAAAUUCUUAUCAUCAACAUACUACACUAGUUGGUUUGUCCCUUUUGAGGCUUUUCAAGUAGAAUAAAUUGUCCUUAACCCUUUCAAAUGUUUGGCUGAACCCCUUUCAUAUAGAAAUUGAUGGCGAUAAAUGAUGAUUAGCUGAGGAUUGAGUUAGUAGUCACUGGCCACAUCCAUGACUGCCUGCGUACUAUGACUCUUAGCAACAUGAGCGCUGAUUCAUCAGUUAUCUGCUCUCUGUUGAACAAAAUAGGGGGAGGGCUUGGUAGUGCAAAACAUGGGGUGUAUAGCUGCAGGCUGCUAAUCUUUGUGUCCCAAAAUAGGAUGAUUGUUUCACAGUCAAUGGGAUGGGUGUAGAAAACAGUUUGAAAUCGUGCAAAUUGUUACUCCAGCUGAGAUUUCUAUAAAAUAUAACCUUCGCCCACUAAGCUGACGUACCUUAAAAGAUAAAAGUCUUCCGCUUGUCUUUGAUAAAUAUAAAUAGCCUCCUUGUAUAUAAAUCCAGUAUCGUAGCUUGGUCGACAAAGCAAGUUUAAACAAACCAUGACUUUGAGGUGGCGCCAGACCAUUUCUGAUGGUGGAUCCUGCUGUCCCAAAGUGGAAUUAUGAAGGACCCAGAUUGUUGGGGGCAAUAAAAGUUGACUUUGUAUAUAAUAUACAAAUGGAUGAAGACUAUUGCUUAACACAAUGUAAGCCGCCCUGAGUCUUCGGAGAAGGGCGGGAUAUAAAUUCAAAUAAAAAAAAGAAAAAGAAAAGAAGAGAGGCUUAGUGCCCUUGGGAAGGAGGUGGCAUCCAUUCUCCUGGUUGGAGAUGUCUCAUAGAAGCCUUGUAGAUCUGCCUAUUAAAAGCAGACUUUCCUUUGGGUGCCUGAACUGAACAGAAAUGUGCAAAGCCCAGGAGGCUAGAGAGAAAAGCCCAGGUAGAUCUCUGCAGGUAAGUUAUAUCUCAGCAGCAUGCUUAUAUUCUUUAAAAGAACACAGGUAAUGUGAAGCUCGUGAUGAACGCUACAAACAGUAGAGAAGCCAAGCUGAGGGGACAAGAUAGGCCUCUAGAGCAGGGGUCUCCAACCUUGGCCACUUUAAGCCUGGCUGGGGAAUUCUGGGAGUUGAAAUCCGCCAGGCUUAAAGUGGCCAAGAUUGGAGACCCCUGCUCUAGAGAGGAAGAAAUAAUAGCAUCCUCAUCCACAUUUAAUGACCCUUGCGGGGUGGAGUCUUGGCAACUGAACGGAGAGCUGAGUGUUUACUGGCCGGAUGCCCUUCCUGUCACCAAUGCAGAAUUAUAUUCAGAAGAUGAAGGGCCGCGGUGUGGCUCAGGCUGUAAGAAGCCUGUUAUUAAAACACAGCUGCCUGCAAUUAAUGCAGGUUCUAGUCCCACCAGGUCCAAGGUUGACUCAGCCUUCCAUCCUUUAUAAGGUAGGUAAAAUGAGGACCCAGAUUGUUGGGGGGGCAAUAAGUUGACUUUGUAAAUAUACAAAUAGAAUGAGACUAUUGCCUUACACACUGUAAGCCACCCUAAGUCUUCGGAGAAGGGCGGGAUAUAAAUGUAAAAAAAAAAAAAAGAUACAUUCUCACUGUGCCCAGAAAGAGAAAAUAUCUGCCUCUACCUCGGAUCGAACUCACAGCCUCUUGAUUGUGAGCUCUACCUCUAGGCCACUGCACCACUCAAGGAAGAACUAAUAGCUUAGUAAAGGUUAAUUAGUGAGGUCUAGAACCAGCCAUUGUGGGGGGGGGGGAGGGAUGCAAAGAAAGCCAGCCCUGAAAAACUGCUGGAAAAAACCCACAUUUAACCCCACGUUUGGUAGACUCGGAAUACGGUUUGGUCUUUGCGAAAAUUAUUCCUGGUGAUGUCCAUUUGUCGGAGCAUAGAUGCCUAAUCCCGUGUGUUAAGAGCAGAAGUUAAUUACAGCCCCGGGGUGGGCUCUAGCAUUUUAAGGAGCCAGCCUUGAACUCUGCAGCCUGAAUCUGGGGUGUUGGACAUACCACCCUAAAGUGCUAUGGGGUGAUGAGAAAGGUUUUUAACUUCACUGGCCUGUUUUCAGCAAUACUAGAACAGCUUAAGGUAAAGGUUCCCCUCGCACAUACAUGCUAGCUAGUAAAUACUGAGGGAGGGGCAAAAUGUUUCACAGCAUCGCCAUUCUCUGCAAGGAAUAGCUGAUUUGGGAGGAUUUUAUAUACACUAGUGGCCAAAAUUGUGGAAACCUUUUGGGAAAAGUGUAUUUUUGAGGUUUGAUGGCUAAUAGCACCACUUUAUUUUUGGAGUCUCGAGACAAUCACAUCCCACUGCUGGAAUGGCUUGGGAAUAGCCCAGACCUUAACCCAAUUGAAAAUCUAUGGAACCGACUAAAGAAACCUGUUAGUCAGAAGCGACCCAGCAAUAAAACCCAAUUAAUAGAAGCAAUCCUUCAAUCUUGGUUUCACAUGACAACAGCUGCAGAACUAAAAGACUUGGUUCACUCCAUGGGAAGAUGUUGUAAGGCCGUAAUUCAUGCUAAAGGUGACUCACUAAGUAUGAACUGACAUGGGGAUCAAUUUUUUAUAUCUUGUUUUUUCUAUGGUGAUAAUUUUUGUAUAUCUCAUUUUUUCUAUGUGUUUCACUUUUCUAUUUCUAUGUUUCUGCUAUUCUAAUAGCAAAUCCUUCAUAAAAGUUAUUCUUGAUUCAAUUAUCUUUCCAUUGAUAUAUAAUUUUAUGGUACUACUCAAAAGAAAAGUGGUGUUAUUAGCUAGUUUUCCCAAAAGGUUUCCACAAUUUUGGCCACUACUGUAAACCUUUGUUUUUGCUUUGAAUUAGGGUUUUUGUUUUGUUUUGAGUAGUUUUUUCUGAGCAGAGGAUUUCCGUUAAAUAUGAGAACUUCUUGUCUUGCAGGCCAAAGACUUUUGGUCAGCAGAAAUUAGAAUCCUUGGUAUAUUUAGUCUGGUCUCUGUGAAACCCAAAUGUUGCAAAUUAUGUUAAGCUAGCUUCUAGCUGUAAGGUCUUAUUGGAAAAUUCAUGAAUUUGCAAAAAUAAAUAAAUAAAAUAAAAUUGGCCACUCUUAAUGUUUUUUCGAACAACUUUCAAGAUGUAUGGACUUCAGUGCCCAGCUGGAGAAUCCUGGACAUUAAAAUUCAGUCAUCUUAAAAGUUGCCAAGUUUGAAAAACAGUUCUAGAGGAAGGAAUAAAAAAACUCAAAGGUCACAGUGUUAUUCAGAAUUGGGUUGUUAAUGUACAAAUUCCAUAUUGCUUCUUAUUUGUGUUUGAAGUAAACUUAAGGGGCUCAGUAAUUUGGACCUUGAACCUGGUUAUUUGUACCUCAGUUUAGAGAUGCCUUAAAUUUAUUUUCCUUUUUUGUAUCCUGUUUAUAUCUAAAACUGUUCUGAAAACUCAUUUUGUUCCUUAGACUAGAGGUCUCCAACCUUGGCAACUUUAAGCCUGGCGGACUGCAAAGCUGGCUGGGGAAUUCUGGGAGUUGAAGUCCGCCAGGCUUAAAGUUGCCAAGGUUGGAGACCUCUGCCUUAGACAGUUUGUUAUCGCAUUGAUCAGGCAUAUCCAAUCUGUAGCCCAUGGACCACAUGUAGCCCUAGCUUGUAAUUCAGCUCCACAUUAUAUAAUAAAAAAUUAAAUACAAAUAUUUUAAAAAUGAAGUUUGUUAUUUAUAUACAUUAGUUAUAUUUCAUAUGUGGCUCAGGCAAGCCAAAACAUUGGACACACAUCAUGUAGGCCCUUCAGUCUUGCACCAAAACACCUUUGUGCUGGGAUUGGCAUGUCCAGAACUGCAGUUUAAGGAGAGAAGUUAAGUUGUUCCAUGCGAUUCUCUGUCAUAAACUACAUUCAUCCUGUCCUUUUGUAGAGUUUUAUUAGCUCAUAUGCUGGAGACUGCCAUUCAGAUUGCAAGUUGAUUUCAGCUUGACUCUUGGGAGGCCCACAAGCACAUACUUGUGUACAUAAAAUGAAAUGAUCGGCAUAUAAAUUGAAUAAAUAAAUGAGUACAUUGUGUGCUGUGUCUACAUAAACAUUUCCAAGGCAGCGCAACUCCUGAAAGUUUGCUGAACAUUUGAAUGUGGGUGUCUUCUUUGGCAGUACAGAAAGGUGAGAACUCCACUUCAUUGUGUUUUGAUUAAGACUACACUUUAUUCAAAGAAGAGUUUGACUGCUGGUAACUACAGAGACUCUUCCAUGCAGUUUUCUUGGCAUUAAGGAAACGGCUUCACUGAUUCCUGGGGUUUUCUGUUUCUUUAUCACAGCCUUUGGAUCUCCUGGUGGUCCCCCAUCCAAGCAUUGACUUGGUUCUUUUGGGAAACAUAGCCAACUCAAUGCCGCCACCUUGUUGUGGCAUCUUCACCCUUCCUAUGCCCAUACAUGGGUUUACAAGCUCAGCAUCCAGAGAUUUGGGGAGCUCCAAUUCCCAAUCUGCAGAGAUCCAGCACAACUUCCCUCCGGCUGAAAGUCUGUAUAUCCUUCCAUUUCCCCAGAAUAGAAUAGAAUAGAAUAGAAAAAUAGAAUAGAAUUUUUUAUUGGCCAAGUGUGAUUGGACACACAAGGAAUUUGUCUGGUGCAUAGGCUCAGUGUACAUAAAGAAAAAAUAAAAUAUAUUCAUCAAGAAUCAUAAAAUACAACACUUAAUGAUGGUCAUUGGAUACUAAUAAUACUAUCCUGUCAGAGCUGAAGAAGCUUCUUGGUUGAGAAGCGAAACGUCUUCCAAAAAAAAAGAGUCCAGUUGCCUGCUAAAAAAAAAAAAAAGCACCUUUAGGAUCCUCUCCGAUUGCUUUGAAACUUUCCAGCAGCCACUAGGAGGCGCCGUAGCCACGCAGGCGCACCCGGAGGAGACCUGGCUCCGCCCAACGGCGCUGGAGCGAAGGGGACGGCCCCUCCCUCGACGCGCGCGCGCGGCUCUGACGUCACUCGAGGAAGCGCAAGCCGCCGCCAUGUCGGUCGCCGCAGAUUCGCCAUAAUCCCCGUCCGGCAGCUUCUCCCGCCGCCAUUCCAGAGCGGCCGCAAUUAAUAUUUACACGGGUCGGGGCUGGCUUUUCCCCCUCCUUUCGUUUUUUAAAGCCGCUCCUCGCCGCUCCAGGGACUCCGGAAAGGCGCAUCGGCGGACGGCGCUUUCCCGAAGGGACGGAAGUGCGCCCAUCUUCCUUUUCCCUUCUCUUUCUCGCAGUUCAAAAAGGAAACACCCGGAUAUAUCUAUAUAUAUAUUUCCUUCUUCUUUCCGCGGGCUGCCAUGGAGUCUCCUUCGGCCGGGAACAGAUCCAUCUUCAUGUGCAAGCUGUGCAAUCUGUUUUCCCCCAACCAGUCCGAACUGCUGUCUCACGCCUCCGAGAAACACUCAGAAGAUGGGGCCAAGGUGGACGAAAUCAUUAUUCUGCUCAGGCCUCUCGCGACGCCCGCCAAUCUGAAUAAAAACGGAGAAGAACUGCUUGUAGUGAAGAGGAAGAGAGGAAGGCCCAAAGGAUCAACCAAGAAAUGUUACGCUGAAGAGGAACCAGCUGAAAACACCACCUCUGCUCCAAGUGAAGGCAUUCAACUGGGACCUGAAGAAGGGGGAGAAGCGGUGGAUAUUCCCACUGACAACUUGGAAUGCCGGAAGUGCAACCGGAAGUUCUCUAAUUCUCGACAGUUACGAAAGCACAUCUGUAUUCUCGUUAAGAAUGAGGACUUGGAAGAAGAAGGGGAUUCAGGUAAUGAUUCUGAUGUUGACCUUGACAGGAAGGAAGAUGAGCGAGAAAAGCCAUCCAAGAGGCAGCGGGUACAAAGGACUGAGAAAAGUCUUUCCUCAAAAGAAGCAGACUCAGGAGCUAAGAAUCCGAUUAUAAGUGUGGUUUUGACGGCCCACGAAGCAAUUCCAGGUGCCACAAAGAUCAUUCCUGUGGAAGCAGAUUCUCCCAAAAAUGAGCAGCCCGUCAACUCAGAAACCUCUGUGCCAGACACAUCUCAGCGAAGAGGUUAUCAGGAAUAUGCCAUUCAGCAAACUCCUUAUGAGCAGCCAAUGAAGUCAAGCAGGUUGGGAGCCACUCAGCUAAAAAUUUUCACCUGUGAGUAUUGCAACAAGGUGUUCAAAUUCAAGCACUCCCUUCAGGCCCACCUGAGGAUCCACACCAACGAGAAGCCCUACAAAUGCUCCUUCUGCAACUACGCCAGCGCCAUCAAAGCCAACCUGAACGUCCACCUGCGGAAGCACACGGGAGAGAAGUUCUCCUGCGAUUACUGCCCCUUCACCUGCCUGAGCAAAGGCCACCUCAAAGUCCACGUGGAGAGAGUCCACAAGAAGAUCAAGCAGCACUGCCGCUUCUGCAAGAAAAAAUACUCGGAUGUCAAAAACCUGAUCAAGCAUAUCAAGGAAGCCCAUGACCUGCAGGACAAAAAAGUGAAGAACGUCUUCGACCAGCUCCGCUUGAUGACUCGGGAAGGCAAGAGACAGCUUUUGUACGACUGUCAAAUCUGCGAACGCAAGUUCAAAAACGAACUGGAUCGUGACAGGCAUAUGCUGGUCCACGGGGAUCAGAGGCCAUUUGCUUGCGAGCUCUGCGGCCACGGAGCCACCAAGUACCAAGCUCUGGAGCUUCACGUCCGCAAACACCCUUUUGUGUACAUUUGCAGCGAGUGCUCAAAGAAAUUUGUCAGCUCCGUCAGGCUCCGCUCGCAUAUCAAAGACGCACAUGGGGAACUGCCCGAGACAUCCGUUUUUAACAAUUCCAUCAAUCAGAGCUUUUGUCUGCUGGAGCCUGGAGGAGACAUCCAGCAGGAAGCCCUCGGAGAAGAAUUGUCCCAGACCGCUGCUGAACUGUCACUUUUAAACUCCAAAGCACUCUGUGUAGUAAAGUCCGUCUCCAUGGGAGAAGGAGAUGCCAUCGAGGGAAGCCAUGAAAAUAAUAACCCUGCAGAGGUUUUGGGAACGUCUCCCGCUCUCCUUUUGGAUUUUGAAAGCUCACCAGCAACAAAUGCAACGGAUCCAAUUUGUGAGCCCCUAACUGAAUUGCUGUCCCCGCAUGCUAGCUUGGUCAGUGCUUCAGAUAGCUUUUUACAGAAGGACACUUUGCCAGAUCCAGAUGGUGAAAAGACCUGUUUGGCCAAAGACCAGCUGCCACUUGACUCUUCGGUGAAUGUCCACUGUGAAGUUGAACAGCUUUUGGGAGAGGAAAACUCCAGUUUUAACCAGAAACACCAAGAUCCGGAGAAUAUUCCUGAUACUGAAGAAGAGAGUCAGACUGUGUGUCUUAAUCAUCAGGAAGUCAACGACUCAACUCUUGAAAAGACGGAGUCCCCCAGUUCCCUUCUAGAAUCCAGUGUAGAGUCUCACCAGAAUUCAGAGUCUUGCCCUCAACCUUCAGAGGAGCAAACUGGAGCUGCAGCCUUUAUGCAGAUUUUGGACAAUCUGCAAAAACAACAAAUGAAUACAGCCUUGUGUGAGAAGAUCAGGAAGGUCUACGGAGACUUGGAAUGCGAAUACUGUGGCAAGUUGUUUUGGUACCAGGUGCAUUACGACAUGCACGUCCGCACACACACACGAGAGCAUCUUCAUUACUGCUCCCAGUGCAACUACUCCUCCAUCACCAAAAAUUGUCUUAAGCGCCAUGUCAUCCAGAAGCAUAGCAACAUUUUGCUGAAAUGCCCCACCGAAGACUGCGAUUAUUCUACCCCGGAUAAGUACAAACUCCAAGCCCAUCUCAAAGUGCACUCAGAGUUGGACAAAAAGAGUUAUUCCUGCCCUGUGUGUGAGAAAUCAUUUUCUGAAGACCGACUUAUAAAAGCUCAUAUAAAGACAAACCAUCCAGAGGUAUCUAUGCACACAAUUUCCAAGAUUGUUGGCAGGAGAGUUCAGCUCAAAGGACUUAUCGGAAAACGAGCCGUGAAAUGUCCUUAUUGCAAUUUUUAUUUCAUGAAGAACGGAUCGGAUCUCCAGCGUCACAUUUGGGCUCAUGAAGGCCUCAAGCCAUUCAAAUGUUCUCUGUGCGAAUACGCUACUCGCAGCAAAAGCAACCUCAAAGCUCACAUGAAUCGUCACAGCACCGAGAAGACACACCUGUGCGACAGGUGCGGGAAGAAGUUCAAAUCGAAAGGCACCUUGAAGAGCCAUAAACUCCUUCACACUGCUGAUGGAAAACAGUUCAAGUGCACGGUGUGUGAUUACACUGCAGCCCAAAAGCCACAGCUUCUGAGGCACAUGGAACAACACACUUCAUUCAAGCCUUUCCGUUGUGCACACUGCCAUUAUUCCUGCAACAUAUCUGGUUCCCUCAAAAGACAUUAUAACAGGAAACAUCCCAGUGAAGAAUAUGUUAAUGCAGGCUCUGGCGAAUUGGCAGCUGAAGCCCUUCUCCAGCAAGGUGGCAUCAAAUGUCCUGUGUGCAACUUUGUGUACAGCACAAAAUGGGAAUUCAACAGGCACCUCAAAAACAAACACGGACUUAAAAUAAUGGAGCAGGACGCGGAGCAAACUGCAGAAAUUUCCGAAGAGCCCGCCACGCAGUACCUGCAUAUCACCGAAGCUGGAGAUCUGCAAGGGACUCAAGCAGCUGUCGCUGCUCUGCAAGACCUAAGAUAUACCUCAGAGAAUGGAGGAAGGCUUGAUGCCACGGCUGUCAACAUCCUUCAGCAAAUCAUUGAGCUGGGAUCAGAGCCCCAUGACGGCGCUGCUCUAGCUUCGGUGGUUGCCAUGGCCCCAGGAACCGUCACUGUGGUGAAGCAGGUGACCGAAGAGGAAGAGUCAGCUAAUCACACCGUGAUGAUUCAGGAAACUUUGCAACCGGCUUCGCUGGAGUUGUCCGAGCAGCACCAUUUGGUGGUCUCCUCAGAUGACAUGGAAGGCAUUGGGACAGUGACAGUUUAUACUCAGGGCGGAGAAGCCUCAGAACUGAUUGUUUAUGUGCAAGAAGCCCUGCAGCCGAUAGAAGAGCAGGAGCAACCUGGAGAGGACAUCUAAAUCAAGUCCUUCGGGCAGGGAACUCAAGAGAUCACAGCCUCUUAUUACACCGAUCCCGGUACCUUCUUCAGGGAUCAAAUAAGCAUCCUGAACAAGCAUCUGUGUGAGGAGACCCCAGCCAACAAACCAGGAGGAGCGAUCACUGGCAAUGUGCCGCGAGGCUCGAUAAAACUAUCUGGGUGUGUUACAUGCACUUUAAGAAAAUUGUAGCGUUUCAAAAAAAGGCUCUUUUAAUCACCGUUUGAAAAGCUUCUUGAGAAAGCAAAAGGACAAUCGGGCAAAAACAGAAGGCCCAGGCAGUGUAGCUGCUUCUAAGGAUAAAGCUCCAUCCUUUAAUUUCUUCCCAUCUUUGGCUUCCCUCUUUGCUUCUAGAAAAGAAAUCACUCUUUUAAUCUUCUAAAGGAGCUUUGCCUUUGUGAGUUUCGAAAAACCCCAGAACGUGAUUUGAGUUUUCAAAAGACUUGAGAAUGUUAUCUGAAGCAGCUGGGUUCUCUUUUAGAUCGUUCAUCUUUUAAUUUCACCUCCUUCCAGUUUCUCAAGGAUGCAAAGCUGCCGCCGUAGUUUCCCCAGGCUCCUAUGAGAAAGGAAAUGUUUUAUUAUUACCAUGUAUUUGCGGCACAUAGAUUGAAAAUAAUUUGGGAAGGCUGAGGAGGGUCUGACCAUCCCUGAAGUUUUAUUUUGCUUUUCCUCCUUAUUCGCCUUUGCAAGAUUACAACAGUGUUUUUCAGGAGUAUAAAAAAACAACCGUGGACUUUUUUUCUUUUUUUCCUGAGCUUGGCCACUCUAUUUCUGAUUGAUGUUCAUAGUGCCGGGUUAUGUUCCCCAUAAUGCAUAAUGAAUGCAAUUUUGAGCCAUAGAGAAGUAAUUUAGCAUCAAGAAAGCUGUGAAAACCAGAGUGAUAAAGUGGAGUUUGGGGUCCUGUUUGCCUUGUCUGACAAAUGUUUGAACAUUUCUUCAUGAAAAGCCCAGCUUACAAUCCAUUAUGGUUCAUAUGUCUUUAUCAAACUAAGCAAUUUGGCAUGAAAUACGGUACACUGGCCACCAGGGCUGAUCUGGAGAAGGCCUUAAUUUUUACUAAGCCUUCUUGAAGAAUGGAGGAAAUGGAUGCUAGGAAGCUCAGGCAAUAUUUAGUCCAGGGGUC
This is a messenger RNA of Ahaetulla prasina, 14611 nucleotides long. RefSeq names its product zinc finger and AT-hook domain containing (gene ZFAT). The transcript has 17 exons. Bases 9772 to 13470 code for a protein of 1232 amino acids. Gene Ontology annotation, biological process: regulation of DNA-templated transcription. Gene Ontology annotation, molecular function: DNA-binding transcription factor activity, RNA polymerase II-specific; RNA polymerase II cis-regulatory region sequence-specific DNA binding. The record is from RefSeq and is a predicted model, not a curated record. Lineage: Eukaryota; Metazoa; Chordata; Lepidosauria; Squamata; Colubridae.